CCGGAGUACAACUUUGGAUCCUUGAGGAGAGCAUGUUUCUGAAUCUGAAGUCAACUUGGGACAUUACUCAGCCUUCAGGAGACGGGUGGCAUUGCUUCUUACCUAAAAGAGAGAUUGCAAGUGCGGAAUGUAUGUUGACGGUCGUUCCCGGCGACUGAAGCGAGAAAUUUGCAGUGCAGAAGUUGGACCGUCUUCCUCCAGUGAAUAACUACCACGUAUUACUCUCCUUGAGUGCCAAAGGUUCAGUAAAGUUGACAGCUAAGCAGAAAUGGAUGUAUUCGGCGGUGCACCGCGUUUCUUCGCCUAUCCAAGACCUGUUGUGGUCCAAAGUGGAACUGACGCAGUCCUAAAGUGUCAAAUUGGUGGUGAUCCAAGGCCCGCAGUCAUCUGGGAGAGAAACAAUGAAAAGAUUGACCCACAGGGUCGAUUCAGGAUCUUUGAGGAUGGAAAUGUUUACAAUCUCAUAAUUUCAGCUGUAACCAUAGAGGAUAGUGGUCAGUACAUAUGCAAAGCAAAGAACAGCAUUGGGGAAACAUAUGCAGCAGCCACAUUGAAGGUGGAAGGCGAAGCACAAGAGUUGGAGAUCCGAGAGGAAAAUAAGCCACGAUUCCUCAUCAAGCCUCUCUCCACUCGCGCCGGCCGUGGGGAAGACGCAGUUUUCUCUUGUAAGCUCUGGGGAAACCCACGACCCGACGUUGUCUGGGAAAAGGAUGGGAGAAAACUCAAUGAAAUAUUUGAAAGCACACAUUUCAGUGUGGGCUUCCAGGAUGGUGGAUGGUUCCAGCUCAAGAUCUUUAAGACUCGUGCUCCAGAUGGUGGUGUCUAUACAUGCAAAGCCAGGAAUGAGUUUGGGGAAGCCUUGGCAGGAGCUGUGUUGCUGGUUGAUGCAGGCCCAGGUCAUGAGGAAGAAGGUAAUCGAAAUGGCUACACAAAUGGCCACUGGAAAGCCCACCAAGGAAAACAGAGGAGACAAUUGCCAAACCGGCUCAAAGACGAGACAAUGUCAACUAAAGUCAAAAUGUUUGCAGUGACAGAGGGGAAACAUGCCAAAUUUCGCUGCUUUGUGACUGGGAAACCCAAACCAGAAAUCAUUUGGAGGAAAGACGGCAGACUGAUACUUUCCGGAAGGCGUUAUUUGUUAUACGAGGACAGAGAAGGAUACUUCACACUUAAGGUUCUGUACUGUAAGCAGAAGGAUAAUGGAGUUUAUGUUUGUGCUGCUUCAAAUACUGCCGGGCAAACCCUCAGUGCUGUACAUCUUUCUGUAAAGGAGCCGCCUGUGAGGUUCAAGCAGCCUCUCAUUGAUCUAGAAGUAUGGGAACGAGAUUUGGCUGUUCUUGAGUGUGAAGUUCCAGAGGACUCUGUUUCCAUCACAUGGUAUCUGGAGGAUAGACGACUGCAGCCAGGGGCCAAAUAUGGAAUGGAGGAGUGGGGAACCAAACGGCGACUGACUAUCCGUGACAUUGAUGUUGAUGAUGAUGGGAUAUACCUCUGUGAGAUGCCGGAUGGGGGCAGAAGCAUUGCAGAGGUAGCUGUAAAAGGGACAAUUUUGCGGAAGCUUCCACGAAAAGUGGAUGUAUUGGAAGGCGAAAAUGCUGCCUUUUGUGUUGAAGUGGAAAAAGAAGAAAUGGACAUACAUUGGUACAAAGAUGCCGUAGAGCUGCGUGAGACACAUCAGACCAUACUUAAAUCCUUUGGUCGAACUCACAUCCUGGUUUUUGUCAAUACAAUGCCCCAAGAUUCUGGACUUGUGACUUUCCUUGUAGGCAGAUCCAAGACAUCCUCUCAGCUAAGAGUGAAAGCGGCAAGACAUUGCCCUCCCAGUUGUCCAGUGAGUGUGCAGAUCAACACAGAGCGUGCUAAUGCAGCUCUUCUCUCGUGGGUUCCUGCUCAAGACUCACGAAAGAACCCUCCAUCUGGAUAUGUGCUUGAUCGACAGGAAGUGGGCACUGGUUCACAGGAGUGGUUACAGUGCCUGACCACUGACUCUGCAACCUCUGUGGAGAUCCUUGGGGACAGCGUACCAUGUGAAGCCGAUUAUCGAUUUCGCAUCUGCAGUGUGAACAAAUAUGGGAAGAGUAACACUGUGGAGUUCCCUAGAGCUGUUCAUUUGGUUCCAGUUGCCAGAAUCCAAGCUCCGUUACAGGAUGCCUUGGUGCCCGAGGGACAAGAUGCCCUCUUCUCUAUUGAGCUCUCUGCUUCAGUAAUCGGUACAUGGUUCUUAAAUGGUGCUCAGCUUCAGGAAGAAGAACGAUAUUCCAUGCGUCGCUCACGAACACACCAAUCUCUUCGCAUUCGAGGAGUACGUGAUACAGACAAUGGAGCUGAGAUCACAUUUAUUGCCUAUAGCAUUCGGGAUUCGGCUGCAUUGUACAUUCAAGCUCCACUUGUCAAGUUUUCACCAAUGUCAGAAAUGGAUCGAAACAAAUUUGUAGAAAUUGGAAACCCCAUUGUGCUCUACUGUGAGCUGUCAGACCCUGCAGCUCCAGUCCACUGGUACAAGAAUGGGGUGGAAUUACAAACAAUUGAGGGUCUGCAUAUCCAAUCCGAGGGUACCAUGAGAAGAAUUGUCAUCCAAUCAGCAGAAUUCUCACAUUCGGGAGUCUAUUGCUGUGAUGCCAUUGAUGACGUCAUCAGAUUCAAUGUGGAAGUAGAGGCCCCACCUGUGAGGUUUUCAGCAGUUCCAGAUGGUGAGAGGAACAAAACCAUUGAAAUCGGCUACCCUAUUGUUUUAAGCUGUGAGCUCUCAGAUCCUUCUGCCCAGGUGCACUGGUACAAAGAUGGGUCAAAGCUCCAUCCUCAAACUGGAGUAGAUAUUCUAACUGAAGGCUUGGCAAGAAAACUGAUCAUCCAUUCAGCAGAAUUUUUCCAUUCUGGAUUAUACUGCUGCAAGACAAAGGGUGACACCAUCUCGUUCAGUGUGGACAUCAAAGCUCCACCUGUGAAGUUCUCAGCAAUUCCCGAAGAACUGAGGAUGAGGUCGAUCGAAGCAGGCUGCCCUAUUGUACUCCAGUGUGUGGUGUCGGAUCCUGAGGCCCAUGUUUGCUGGUACAAGGAUGAAAUUCAGCUCAUUUCAAACUCUGGAGUAGAAAUCCAGACAGAGGGCAACACAAGGAGGUUAAUUGUUCAGUCUGCAGAGCUGAGCAACUCUGGUGUGUACAGAUGCACCACAAAGGAUGAUACCAUGGAGUUUCAAGUGGAGAUCAAAGCUAUACCAGUGACGUGCUCUACUAUCUUUGACGUUGAGAGAACCAAGUCACUUGAAGCGGGCAAACAUUUGGAGCUGGAAUGUGAGGUUGCAGACUCUACUGUGCCCGUCUGCUGGUAUAAAGAUGGCGUAAAACUCUCCCUGCAAAAUGAUUGGGAUAUACAGAGUAAAGGCACAUUGAGGAGACUCAUUAUACCAUCUGCUGAGUUCUUGCACUCAGGGCUAUACAGCUGUGAAACCUGUGAUGACACUUUUCACUUCACUGUGGAUAUCAAAGCUCCAACGUUGCGGUUGGCACCCUCACCAGAUGUUGUGGAAACACAGUCACUUGAAGCAACCAGCCCAACGGAACCAACACGUGAAUCCUCAGACACUGCUUUACUGGCGUCUUGGCAGAGGGACAAAGAACACGAUUCUAAAAAUGAGCCUGAUUUUGAAAUGGGAGACAUCAAGAAGACCCUUGUUAUUGAACCAACUCAUCCUUCAAACUCUGGAACAUACUAUUGUGCAACAGCAGAUGAUGUUGCCCAAUUAAUAGUAAACAAUCAAGCUCCACCCGUGAGAAUUACAACACUUUGUGAGGCUGAAAGGAACAAGUCUGUUGAAGUCGAUGAACCCAUAGUGCUGCAAUGUGAGAUAUCAGAUCCUACCGCUCAAGUUAAUUGGUACAAGGAUGGAAUAAAACUUCGUGAAGCAUCUGGGCAAGACAUGCUGGCGGAAGGUUCCAUAAGAACGCUGGUUUUCCAGUCAGCGAUGCUGUCUCAUGCAGGGAUUUACAGCUGCACGACAACAGACGAUGCAGUGCAGUUUCAUGUGGAUGUUAAAGCUCCACUUCUGAAGUUCUCAGCUUUAUCUGAGGGUGACCAGAAAAAGACGGUCAUGACGGGCUCUCCCAUUGCACUACAAUGUGAGCUGUCAGACCCCACUGGACAAGUCAGUUGGUACAAGGAUGGAUCAAAGCUCCUACCUCAAAAUGUAGACGUCCAGUCAGAGGGAAAUUUGAGGAGUCUAGUUGUCCCAUCAGCAGAGAGGGUUCACACUGGCAUAUACCGCUGCGAGUCAAAGGAUGAUGACAUCCAGUUUGCUGUGGAAGUAAAAGCAUUACCUUUGAAGUUCUCAGAGCUUCAAGAGAUGGACAAGAGCAAGUAUGUCCAAGAAGGUUCUCCCAUUGUCCUCAGCUGUGAACUCUCCCAUGAUCCUUCUGCCCAUGUGGAUUGGUACAAGGAUGGGACGAAACUCCUACCACAAAACAAUAUGGAACUACAGUCAGAUGGUGUAAAAAGAACUCUACUCAUAUCCUCAGCUGAACACAUACACUGUGGCACCUAUGAAUGCUCAACUUCAGAUGACACCAUCACAUUUAAAGUGGACGUAGAAGGCCGAUCGCCAAAGAUCAUGCCAAUCCCCCUGUCAGAAAAAUACAAGAUAAUUAAAAUGGGUGGUCAAAUUGUCCUUCAGUGUGAGGUCUCAGACCCAGUCGCCCAGGUUUCCUGGUUUAAAGAUGAGGUGGAGAUUUUUUGCAAAACUGGCCUUGAUAUGAAAAGAGAUGGCAGCCUGAGAAAACUAAUGAUCCAUUCUGCUAAGGUCUCUGACUCUGGCCUCUACAGCUGUAGCUUCGCUGAUGAUGUUGUGACAUUCCAGGUGGACAUUGAAGCCUCUCCUGUGCGGUUUUCAGCACUUCCAGACGUUGCAAGAAACAAAUUUGUUGAAGCAGGCUGCCCACUUAAGCUGCAGUGUGAAGUUUCAGAGCCAACUGCACAAGUCUAUUGGCACAAGGAUGGAAAACAGCUACCUCCAAAGAGUGACUGUGAAAUCCAAACAAAAGAAAAACUCAGAGCGUUGGUUAUUGCAUCAGCAGCAGUCAGACACUCUGGGCUCUACAGCUGUGAGGCUGCAGAUGACCAUAUAGAAUUCAAGGUGGAUGUUGCAGCUGUUCCAGAGACUGAGAGGAGCAAAUCUGUUGAAGCAGGCAGUCCGAUCAAUCUGCAGUGUGAUAUCUCAGACCCCACAAGCCAGACCUGCUGGUGUGAGGAUGGAAUAAAACUCUCACGGAAAUCGGGAAUAAGCAUCGAAUCAGAGGGCAAUAAGAGGACACUUAUCAAGUCUGCAACUUCUUCAUGCUCUGGAGGUUACAGUUGUAAAACUGAUGAUGAUUCAGAUUUCAACGAUUUCUAUGAGGAGGGUAAAGAGCCACCGGUAACGUUUGCUGAUAUCCCAGAGGAGGACCUUUUCAAAAGUGUUGUGGAACAAGCGCAGCUUGUUUUGUCAUGUGAAGUAUCAAGGGCUGGCGGUGUUGUCCAGUGGUACAAAGAUGGAGCUCCAGUGCAACCAUGCGACAAUAUCACAUUGCAAGCAGAGGACACCAAAAGGAAUCUGACAAUACAUGCAGCCCAACUGUCCGACACAGGCACAUACACAUGCCGUGCAGGAGACAACAUUCUAAUGUACAAGGUUAACAUACGAGAACCUCCUGUAAUGAUUAUACACCCCAAGGAAGAUGUUCACCUUGACCGUCAUGUCCCCGAGGAAAUUAUUCUGAGCUGCGAAUUGUCUCGUUCAAAUGGUGUUGUAAGCUGGUACAAAGAUGGCCAAAAGCUGCAAGAGAGUGAGAACAUCAAGCUCAAGAUUGAAGGCCCUUAUCGACGACUGAAGAUCAUUUCUAGUGGAGUUGAAGAUUCUGGAGAAUACGUCUGUGACACUGCCGAUGCUUCAAUAUUCUUUCAUCUUAGUAUUACAGAACCCCCAGUGCGGAUUGUUUCCCCGAGUCAGUCUCAAAUGGAACUGUGCCAACAGACCUCUGAGAGGAUGGUAUUGAGCUGUGAGAUCUCACGGCCGAAUGCAGCAGUACGCUGGUAUCGAGACGGCCUUGAAGUGGAGGAGAAUGAGAACCUUAUCCUUGAAGUGGAUGGUGUCUACAGAAGACUUAUUAUACCAGAAACUACUGUCCAAGAUUCUGCCGAAUAUGUCUGUGACACUGCAGAUGACUCAAUGACAUUCUUUGUGAACAUAGCAGAGCCUCCUGUUCGCUUUGUACGUCUGAGGAAGAUGGCAGGCAGAGUAGACAAAGCGGUUGGGGAGAAUCUGGUUCUAGACUGCGAGGUUUCAAGAUCAAAUGCUGAAGUCACCUGGAAGAAGAAUGGGGAAGAAGUAGAAGACUCCAGAAAUAUCACCAUCCUUGAGGAUGGUGUCAUGCGUCAGUUAACUGUUCACUCACUAACAAUGGAAGAUGCUGGCCAAUAUGUCUGCGAUGCAAAGGAUGAUGUGAUGGAUUUCCAUGUAGAAGUGCAAGAAUUGCCUGUAAAAAUUCUUGGAAAAACGGACGCAAAAACAGAAAAGCAGUUCUUGGUAUCAGAUGACAUUAUUCUAGUGUGUGAACUAUCAAGAUCGAAUGCCUCAGUCAGUUGGUACAAAGAUAAUCAGCUUAUUGAUGACACCGAGCGAUACUGUAGCGAAGAGCAAGGGGUUUUCCGCUCACUGGUUGUCAUUAAUGCUGGACUCGAAGAUUCAGGAGAGUACACCUGUGAUGCAGUGGAUGAUAAGAUGGUCUUUUAUAUCACUGUCAAAGAGCCUCAAGUAUCAAUCAUCGGAAACUCGGGCCACCCAGAGCAUCAUAUGCUGGUAGAAGGAGAUGACCUUAUUUUGGAGUGUGAAGUGUCUCGGCCAAACGCCACCGUCCAGUGGGUAUGGAAUGGCGAGAUGCUGAAACCAGACACUCGUAUAAAAAUUGAGAGCCAUGGUGUUGUACGGAAGCUUGUUCUCAUUGGACUCCAGCCCUCAGACUCUGGAGAAUACAUUUGUGAUGCCAUGGAUGACAAAUUGACAACGAUUGUUGAGGUUCAAGAGCUACCAGUCAAGUUUGAGAAUAAAGAAUCAGAUAGUAACAUCACAGCCUAUGAAAAUGAGAGUGUUACGCUGUGUGCCACUGUGAGUCGAGAAAUAACUAAUGUUCGGUGGCUGAAAGAUGGCCAACUAUUGAACAGGGACAACAUUCACAUCUCCAGUGAGUGUAAUACCUACAAGCUCACCAUUAAUCCCCUGCAGCUGUCAGAUUCUGGAGAAUAUGUCUGUGACAUUAACACAGAUCAGAUGCAGUUCAGUCUUUUAGUCAAAGAAAUGAAGGUGAAAUUUACCAAACCAUUGGAGAACAUUGUGUCUCUGAAAGGUAGUAUACUAAUAUUACGAUGUGAGAUCAGCAAGCCUAAAGGAGAUGUCCAGUGGCUUAAAGAUGGUCACGAGAUCUCUCCAAGCCGUCGGCACACAAUAAGGGCACAAGGUCGAGAGCGAAGCUUUACCAUCCACCAACUAGAGGAAGAAGAUGCUGGAGAAUAUGCCUGUGAAUCCACAGAUGACAGGACCUCAGCUACUGUAAAUGUAGAAACUCCCCGUGUUGUUGAGUUCAUUGCAGAGCUUCGUAACAUCACGGUCCGUGAAGGAGAAGAUGCAGUAUUUAAAUGUGUGGUUUCACCAGAGGACACUCGUUUAGUGUGGCGCCUAAAAGGCAAGCAAGUUUCUCCAAAUGAGCGCACUGUCAUUUCAAGUAACGGACUAUGCCACAUGCUCUGCAUCCACAACUGCAUGGUAUCAGAUAGCGGCAGAGUAACAGCUGAUGCAGAGGGGACAGUUUCAGAGGCAGAACUCCAGAUCCAAGAGCAACAGGUGCUGUUCACCAAGAAAAUGAUGCCAGUUGUCGCUGAAGAGUACAGUGAGGCAACUCUAGAGGUGGAGGUGAGUCUGGAUUCGGGAGAGGUGCAGUGGAUGAGGCAAGGGGUACUGAUCCAUCCUGGAGCCAAGAAUACCCUGAAACACAAGGGCCGCAAACACAGUCUCACCAUCCACAGACUUGCCAUGUCUGACCGGGGAACCUACAGCUGUGAGACCCUCCACGACCGCACACAAGCCCAGCUCACAGUGGAACCUCGAAAGAUCACAAUCAAGAGAGGGCUGACCGACAUUAAAACAAUAGAGAGAGAAACGGCCUCUUUUGAGGUGGAGCUGUCCCAUUCCAAUGUUCCCGGCACCUGGAUGAGAAACGCAAUCAAACUUAAGCCGACAAAUCACUAUCGUAUGAGUGCCAAAGGACAGGUCCACAGCCUCACCAUCUAUAACCUAUCGGUGGAAGACACUGGCACCUUUACGUUCUCUAUAGAGAAUUUGAAGACGACAGCAAGGCUUGCUGUGAAGGAGCCCCAAGUGACCAUUUUCAAAAAACUGGAAGACCAGAAAUUCCCUGACGGGGCAGUAAUCUCUAUUGAGUGUGAACUGUCAAGACACAACGUUGAUGUGAAGUGGAUGAAGAAUGGGGUCGAGGUAAAGCCAGGCAAGGACUUGCGCAUUUACGCAAUGGGAAGAAAACGGUUUCUUCAGAUCAUGAAAUGUCACGUCAGUGAUUCUGGCAUUUACACCUGCGAUGCUGGAGAGGCUACUACAUCCUGCACUGUGGAGGUUUAUGAGCGUGAGCUGCUGAUCCUGCAGCGCCUAAAGGACCUGGACAUCCAGGAAGACCAGAACGCCGUGUUUGUUUGUGAGAUCUCAGUGGAGGACCUGCCAGGAGAAUGGUACAAAAAUGGGGAGAGGAUUCAACCAACCAGCACCAUCAAGAUCCGGCAGGAGGGGACCAAACAUUUUCUUCUGAUGUGCAAUGUGAAAGCAGAGGACUCUGGAGAGAUCAAGUUUGUCACACGACACAUUGAAUCUGUUGCCCGCCUGGGGGUGGAAGAGCUUCCUGUCAACAUUGUGAAACCUUUAGAGGAUACGACUGCCCUGGAGAAGACGCGUGUUCUGCUCGACUGCACCGUGUCCAACCCCAGAUGCAGCAUCCGCUGGUACAAAGGCAGCAACGUCAUCCUGCCCUCCGAACGCUUCGAGAUCUGCAGCGAGGGCUGCUACCGCAAACUCAUCAUGCAGCAGGUGGCGCUGGAUGAUGCAGGCACGUACAGUGUGCAGGUUGGAGAGUACACAUGCUCUGCAAAACUCACAGUGGAGGCCCAGCCACAGUUACUGGUCAGAGAGUUGCAGGAUGUGGAGGUCGUUGCCCCCGGAGAGGCCUACUUUGAGUGUGAGGUCUCCGUACCCAUCCUCAAAGCCCCGCUGUGGACUCUGAGUGGGGAGCCGUUACUGCCGAGCUCUACGGUCCUGCUGGAGAAGAUGGGCACGGUGCACAGGCUGACCCUCAGACACACCUCCCCCAGCAUGGAGGGAGAGGUGGAGUUCACCUCUGAGAAAGCAAAGAGCAGAGCCCAGCUGCGGGUUCUGAGUGAGCCGUGAGGGACUUCUUCUAUCUUUCAUCACUGUAAUGACAUGGAUUGAAUAUUAUUAAAUGCUUUUAACGUUGUAACAUUGACAUUUACUUAUAUAUUUAACAACAGUAUGUCUAUACAAUUGGUUUAAACAGGGUUGUGAUGGAUUUUCAUGAAGCUUUCAGUUAAUUCAGGGUGUGGAUUUUAUUUAAGUAAUUGUUGUCUUUAUUACAUUUUUGUUCAUAUAAAACGUGUCGUAGUAAAGUGUGUGAAUACACUUUAAACAGUACCUUUAUCAUAAUAGAAACUGCAGUUAGGAUGUAAAUAUUGUCCCAUGUUAUAUAGGUUUAAUUGUGUUGUUUUACUGAGAAAUAUUGAAUUGUAUUAUAUGUAUUGUAAGAAUAAAUAGAAGGAUGGGAGGAUGGAUAUUCUAAGUGAAGAGCUCUACAUGUUUUUGAUGAAAUAUCUAAAAUUGUAUAAUCAUCUUUGUGAUACACACACCUAAAGUGCAUGUGGUCCAUGCAUUUUGAGAUAUUUGCCAUUUUUGAAAUGAACUUAUGUUUUUGUUUCAGAGGCGAUUCUGGUCCUUUGACACAUCUAUAACCAUAGUUUAUUAUGAAAUAUCAUCUGAUUUGCUCUCAGUGUAUAUAAUAUACUUCAAUAGUGUUGUGUGGCUGUUUUGACAGAGACCCAGAUUUUAAGUCUUCAGUAUUACCACAUAAGAAACCCAAAGUUAGUAUAUUUAUUCAUAAUUCAUUUAGAUUUUAAAAACAGAUUCUCAGAAUAGGGAAGAGGAUUAGGGCCACAUGUUAAACCUAUUUUAAAAUCUAACAAAAAGUGAUUUUUUUUCCUGAAGUUCUGCGAUUAAAGUCAGAUUUCGGAGGAACAAUUGUUAGAUUAUUUCAAUUUUUAUUUCCUGGGAGAAUGUUUUUUUUUCUAAAAAUGCUGACUUUAAUCUCAAUACUGACUUUAAUCUCAGGAUUCUGACUUUAAUCUCAGGAUUCUGACUUUAAUCUCAGGAUUCUGACUUUUUUUCUCAAAAUCCUGAUUUUUCUUCUAAUUCUAAAAAUAAAUGAACUUUUGUCAGAUCCCCCAAAAAUGUCAAGUUGUCCUAAUUCUCUCCAGUGGGAUCCAUUAAAUAAAACAUCUCUUUCAUCGUUUAUAAAUUGUAUACAAAUCGUUUUUUAAUGUUUUGAUGAAAAGUUCGAAUGAAGAGGAUUUUGUCACGCAGCAAGGGGCUUGUAAUGUAAAUACAUUGGGCCAAAGAUGAGGUAAUUUAGAACAUAAAUAGUUAAACAAAUUACUUGAUAACCUUGACUGUUAAUCAGGGAAUGCUGAUUUUAUUAUGGAGUGGGUAUAAUACUUCAACUUAACUGAGAAUGAUAGCUGUUUUCAUAUAAAAUAUGUUCCAUAUUCCAUUUGCCUUGUUUCCACCUCUGCCAUGUCGUGUUUGGGAUGUAAGAAAAAAAAAAAAACUACUGUGGUGAAAUAUGACCUGUUUCAAUAAAACAUGCUUUAUUGAUGCAAGGUAAAAA
Messenger RNA from Eleginops maclovinus (Patagonian blennie), 10979 nucleotides. It is a transcript of the gene obsl1b, whose product is annotated as obscurin like cytoskeletal adaptor 1b. Lineage: Eukaryota; Metazoa; Chordata; Actinopteri; Perciformes; Eleginopidae. Gene Ontology annotation, molecular function: protein binding. The transcript has 35 exons. The record is from RefSeq and is a predicted model, not a curated record. The coding region runs from base 269 to 9472 and encodes 3067 amino acids.